This is a messenger RNA of Sabethes cyaneus, 1682 nucleotides long. RefSeq lists its product as uncharacterized. Bases 96 to 1673 code for a protein of 525 amino acids. The transcript is spliced from 5 exons. Lineage: Eukaryota; Metazoa; Arthropoda; Insecta; Diptera; Culicidae. The record is from RefSeq and is a predicted model, not a curated record.
UGCAGAAACCGGCAGAAACUAAGAAAUAAUAACAAUAAAAAGUUGCAGAAAACGCUGAUACUAAUGCAAAGAAAUAUAGCAAUAUUGAAUAAACCAUGUCGAAGCUAAAGUGGAAAUGUUCCAAGCAAUAUUGUGCCGAACAGGAACGUGAUCCGUACGAACUCUUGUAUCGAAAGGCCGACAUGUUUUCCGACUACAUGGAUGACGGUCCUUGUUAUAUCCCGAAAGUACAAGAACACCUUGCUGAUCCGGUCGAAUUGGUGGAAACAAUAGACGAGAUCGAUUUACCGGCGCAUCGCUUAACGGGAAAGGUUCGCUACCAGUAUUUAAGCUAUCUAGAAAACCUACUAGAACGUAAUUACGAAACAUGGUCAAAUACUGUUGAAUCAUUUGAUAACGUGACGUUCACACCAUCUGAAAUUCAGCGUUGUGCUGAAUGUAUCGAAAUGAAAGCGGUUAAAUCGUGUAUGAUUGUUUCUCUUUAUCGCAGCUACAUACUCAAAGCAAUAACUCAGAUUCGAAAAGAAACGAACGAGUUCAGCUUGCAUCCCAAUCUUAUUAAUAUGAAGUUUACACCAAAGUCUAUUAAAAAAGAAUUAUGUGAUGUUGCUGUCCAAACAGACAGUACGUUUUCGAAUCUACGGCAGUCGGAAUCAUCUGUCGGGGAGCUUCCUCUGCUUGAUGUACCGACAAUGUCUCUCGAUGAUAAAAUCCGCGAUUUCGAAAAACAAUUGCACAUAAAUGAGCCGGAUAAUCUUUCAUGUAAGAAGCGGCGCAAAGAGCAAAGGACAAAGAUUACAAAAGAUGAACGAAAGUUGUCUGUAGUGAAUAGAAUGGCUAGGCGCAAAUCAAAACUAUCAGCUCCUAACGAAGGAAAUUCACAUCAAUUGUGCGAGGAUGUUCAACCUGUAGAUAGUUCUAAUACCUGCAGUGUGGUUCCUAUGGCGAGGUCCACAAAACAUGCCGAUGAAGACGAUCAAAUCAUGCGUGAACUUGAAGCAAUGUUUGAAACCGAGGACAAUGGAAAUAUUUUCGAAUCUUGUGAAAAUCAAGUUCAAAUUAAAGCAAUUAUAAACGAAAUCGAGCAAUUUGAUCCACCAAAUCUGGAUGAAAAGUGUGAAAAGGUAAUUGUAUCCAACGAUACAAUGAAUGGUCAUCCUUCCCCAAUGUUAAAUUAUUCAAAAAGUGAUAUUUUUAAAAACUCUGAGCAUGGAAUGCUUGAUAACCCCACAGAGAAAAUAGACGACCUGAAGAAAAGUUUAUGGCCCUGCGAAUUGCACAUGCAGAAAAUGAGAUUGCGUGACUUGUUGAGCAAUAUUGCUGAAAAUAAUUAUAUGCGUUAUGAAAGAAUUCAAGCAAGAUUUAUUGUGCUAUUUGGCGAGUUCGAGCCAGAAGACGACGAACUUGGACCAUACAGUCCAUCUAUUGAAUUGGAUGACGUGCUAGUGUCGAGCUGCAGGCAGCGCAUUGCUAAGUGGGUAGUGCAGGCACUAAUGAAACCUUUAAACGACGGUCUCAUCGGUAAUAGGUUCCUGUUCAAGAAACUUGCUAAGCAUAUAGCCGAUAGUAUAAUCUAUCAAAACCAAUAUCCUGAUCAACAGUUCAUUAAAAACUAUGUUUUGGAUUACUUUUGCGCGCAUCGUGCUAUAUUAUGUAUUGAAGAUAUGAUUUGAAGAAAUAAG